Molecule: messenger RNA, 1870 nt
Organism: Phycodurus eques (leafy seadragon)
Lineage: Eukaryota; Metazoa; Chordata; Actinopteri; Syngnathiformes; Syngnathidae
Gene: bmp4
Product: bone morphogenetic protein 4
Exons: 4
Coding region: 432-1640 (402 amino acids)
Biological process (GO): BMP signaling pathway; negative regulation of transcription by RNA polymerase II; SMAD protein signal transduction
Cellular component (GO): extracellular region
Molecular function (GO): BMP receptor binding; cytokine activity; growth factor activity
Source: RefSeq, a predicted model, not a curated record
UGCUGCGCACCGCCCUCGCUCGCUCUGGUUUUCCGUGCCACCCCGCAUCCAUCCCCCUUCAGACGAGGAGCGGCGCCGGCUGACCCGCUCGCAGCCCCUCGCUCACGCCGCGCCGCCUCCUGUCUGGAGACACCUUGGAAGGGAUUUAUUGAACCCCGAAGACGUCCGAUUUCCCAUUAAGGCUCGCUUUAUUUAUUUAUUUAUUUAUUUUUGACCUUAUUUAUCCUUCCUGGACUUUAUGACUGUAUCACGUCCAUCUUGAUACUGAACUUGUUUGGACCUGGACCUCUACUGAUGGAACAGGCUCACUCCUACGUUCUCCUGCAGCCACCCAACGCCACCUAACAUUUCCUGGAAGAACGUGUGUGUCCGCAGCUUGCUCCCAACAAACAUGGACUGUUUUCCCAUGCUUUAUUUUCUGUCGAGACAUCAUGAUUCCUGGUAAUCGAAUGCUGAUGGUCCUUUUCAUAUGCCAAGUCCUGCUGGGAGAGAGCAACCAUGCCAGUCUGAUACCUGAAGAAGGGAAAAAGAAAGUGUCGGGCCUGCAGGGUCGUUCGGACGCUCAGAGCCAUGAACUGCUGCGGGACUUCGAGGCCACCCUGCUGCACAUGUUCGGCCUCAAGAGGCGGCCCAGGCCCAGCAGCUCAGCCGCCGUGCCGCGCUACAUGCUGGACCUGUAUCGGCUGCAGUCCGGGGAGGGAGAGGAGUCCGGGGGCGGCGACGAAUUCGCCUUCGAGUACCCGGAAAGGUCGGCCAGCCGAGCCAACACUGUGAGGGGCUUCCACCACGAAGAGCACAUGGAGAGAGUGCACGAGUUGGAUGACAGUGAGGCCACGCCCUUACGUUUCCUGUUCAACCUCAGCAGCAUUCCCGAGGACGAGCUGCUCUCCUCGGCCGAACUGCGCCUCUACCGGCAUCAGAGAGCCGAGGCGGGCGGCGACGACAACAAGGCGGGCCUCCAACGGAUCAAUGUGUACGAGGUGUUGAAGGCCCCGCGGCCAGGUCAACUCAUCACGCAGCUCCUAGACACGCGGCUGGUGCGACACAACACGUCGCGCUGGGAGAGCUUCGACGUCAGCCCCGCCGUGCUGCGCUGGACUCGCCAGCGCCGCCCCAAUCACGGGCUGGCCGUGGAGGUCCUGCACCUGGACGAGACACCGCGCCACCGGGGCGAGCACGUCCGCGUCAGCCGCUCGCUCCGCCAGGAGCCCGGUGAGGACUGGGAGCAGCUGCGCCCCCUCUUGGUGACGUUCGGCCACGACGGCAAAGGUCACCCGUUGACCAAGCGGACCAAGCGCAGCCCCAAGCAGCGGGGACGCAAGCGCAACCGCAACUGCCGGCGCCACGCGCUCUACGUCGACUUCAGCGACGUGGGCUGGAACGACUGGAUAGUGGCGCCCCCUGGCUACCAUGCCUACUACUGCCACGGGGAGUGCCCCUUCCCGCUGGCGGACCACCUCAACUCCACCAACCAUGCCAUUGUCCAGACACUGGUGAACUCUGUGAACAACAACAUUCCUAAGGCCUGCUGCGUGCCCACGGAGCUCAGCGCCAUCUCCAUGCUCUACUUGGACGAACAUGAUAAGGUGGUGCUAAAAAACUACCAGGAAAUGGUGGUGGAGGGCUGCGGCUGCCGCUAAAGCGCGAGCUAAACCGGACUUGGAUUUAGAAAAAAACAACUCUCGAAAAGGUCUUUUCUUAAAAAUUUCACUUGGACCCUUAUUUAUAACUUUUACAUUGAGGUGUACUUUUUGUCUCACUCUUUUUUUGGUGUUGUUCCUUUGAUAAUAUGAUCAUAUAUUUUGACAAAAUAUAUAUAUAUAUAUUUAUAGCAACAUAUUAAAAAAAUAAAUUGAGUCCUUAUUUUAAA